This is a messenger RNA of Salvia miltiorrhiza (redroot sage), 954 nucleotides long. RefSeq lists its product as uncharacterized. Bases 80 to 766 code for a protein of 228 amino acids. Gene Ontology annotation, molecular function: serine-type endopeptidase activity. NCBI's taxonomy places the organism in Eukaryota, Viridiplantae, Streptophyta, Magnoliopsida, Lamiales, Lamiaceae. The record is from RefSeq and is a predicted model, not a curated record. Gene Ontology annotation, cellular component: membrane; signal peptidase complex. The transcript is spliced from 7 exons.
GUCACACUUUAAACACAGUUAAUUCUCCGCAAAUGCAGAAAAAUUAGCAAUUUCAGUUGUAGAAUCAAGUGAAGAAAAAAUGGGGUGGAUUGAAGACGCCGUGACUUCUGUCAAAUCUAUCCAACUGCGGCAGGCCCUCCAUCAGACAAUCAGCAUCGGUUUAAUUGUCACAUCCGCGUUGAUGAUAUGGAAGGCGUUGAUGUGUAUAACUGGAAGUGAAUCCCCCGUUGUUGUUGUUCUUUCCGAAAGUAUGGAACCUGGAUUUGCUAGGGGAGACAUUCUGUUCUUACGUAUGAGCAAAGAACCAAUUCGAGCAGGCGAGAUUGUUGUGUAUAAUAUUAAUGGUCGUGACAUUCCAAUUGUUCAUCGUGUGAUCAAGGUCCAUGAAAGGUCAGAUACCGGAGAAGUUGCUGUCCUCACUAAAGGGGAUAACAAUGAUGAAGACGACAUAUCUUUAUAUGCUCCCGGUCAGCGCUGGCUGCAGCGAAAACACAUCAUAGGAAGAGCCGUUGGCUUCUUACCUCACGUUGGGUGGGCGACCAUCAUUAUGACAGAAAAGCCAUUGAUAAAGGUCGAUUCAUCUUCUUAUGUUUUUUGCUACCUUCCAAUCUCAUUAGCUGUGCUGGAGAAUGAUGUUAAUUUAGUUUUCUCCCCUUGCUCUUGCAGUACAUUCUUAUUGGGGGACUCGGCUUGCUCGUCAUUACAUCCAAGGACUAACAAAACCAAGCUCGAUCGAAGGAUUCAUCAGCUACUUUCAUCGAAUUGAGAUUCAAGAUUAUUCCAUAUGCUCAAUAGUCUCAAUAUAACAUGGUUCAUUGCUUGUAUAUGUCGGAGUUGUAUGCAAUUUUUUUAAUUUUAAACGACUCUGAUUCUUACUAGAAAAUCCUGCAUAAGAACAGGUUUUGCCCAAUUUUAGAUAAAUCAUAGAAGAUAUCAUCAAUUUACUAUUUAAAA